Molecule: messenger RNA, 2485 nt
Organism: Oryza sativa Japonica Group (Japanese rice)
Lineage: Eukaryota; Viridiplantae; Streptophyta; Magnoliopsida; Poales; Poaceae
Cellular component (GO): chloroplast envelope
Source: RefSeq, a predicted model, not a curated record
GGUCAGAGAGACCAAAUCCGAUCUCGUGGCCACGGCCAGCACACACCACCGCCUCUCUCCCCCCUUUCCCUUCCGCCUUCCACAGCCACUCCUCUCACCGGAGAAUGCCCACCUCGCCCUAAACCCCCACCACCACCUCCCCCCACCCAUGGCGCCCGCCGCCUCCCUCUCCCUCCACCUCCGCCUCGCCCCGCCCCCGCCGCCUCACCGCCGCGGCAGGCCGCCGCGCCACGCCCCUUUCCUCCCCCUCUCUCCCUACCACCACCACCUCCACCUCCACCUCCGCGUCGCCCACCACCACCACGGCCGGCACCCGCACCCGCCGUCGCCGCGGUGGCGCCACGACGUGAGGGCCCGCGCGGGGACCAUCCAGGCGCCGGGGCUCGCGCGCCCCGGCGGCGCCGUGGAGACCGACCGCCUCCCCUCCGGCGUGCGCGACCGCGCCAUGGAGGCCGUCGACCACUUCGGCGGCCGCGUCACCAUCGGCGACGUCGCGUCCCGCGCGGGGCUGCAGCUCGCGCAGGCCGAGCGCGCGCUGCAAGCGCUCGCCGCUGACACCGGCGGCUUCCUGGAGGUCUCGGAGGAAGGGGAGGUGCUGUACGUCUUCCCUAAAGACUACAGGGCGAAGCUUGCUGGCAAGUCGUUCAGAAUGAAGGUCGAGCCGCUGAUCGACAAAACUAAGGAAGUGGGUGCAUAUUUGGUGCGAGUGUCAUUUGGGACAGCGCUCAUCGCCUCCAUUGUGCUUGUAUACACUACCAUCAUUGCCAUUAUCUCAAGCUCGAGUGAUGAAGAUAAUCGCGGCAGGCGACGGAGAUCCUAUGACUCUACUAUCAUCAUACCAACAGAUUUAUUUUGGUACUUGGACGCUGAUUACUACAGGAGGCGGCGGCGGGUAGAAAAGGAAGAUGGGAUGAAUUUUAUUGAAUCUAUCUUUUCAUUUGUAUUUGGAGAUGGUGAUCCAAAUGAUGGUCUUGAAGAUAAGAGGUGGAAGAUGAUUGGGCAAUAUAUUUCAUCGAAUGGUGGAGUUGUCACGGCAGAAGAACUAGCACCGUAUCUUGAUGUGCCACCAAUUUCAGAACAAUCCAAGGAUGAUGAAUCAUUUAUUCUUCCAGUUCUAUUACGCUUCCAGGGACACCCAGAAGUUGAUGAACAGGGAAACAUUCUUUAUAGGUUUCCAUCACUGCAACGUACUGCUUCAUCAAAAGGAAGUGGGGUUAGAGAAUAUGUUGGUAACAAAUGGUCUGCUAUGUUUAGCAGUGUUGAAAAGUACUUAGAGGAGAAACCAUGGAAAUUCAGCAAAGCAAAUGCAUCUGAAAGGGCAAUGGUUGCUGGUUUGGGAGGACUCAAUCUUUUUGGUGUGAUCAUUCUUGGGAACCUGUUGAAGCAAAUGACAGUGCCACCUGGUGGACUUAUCUCAUUUGUUGCGCAACUGUUUCCUUUGCUUCAGGUAUAUGCUGGUUCCUUUUUUGCAAUACCGUUGUUUAGAUGGUUUCUACUCCGCAAGACCAACAAUGACAUUGAAAGGAGGAACAAGGCCAGAGAACAGCGAGCUCAGGAACUUGCAUUGCCAGAAUCUUCUCUCAGAAGAAAGUUACUCAGUGCACGCGACAUGGCUCAACGUAAGGUAAUUACUCCAGAGGAGAUCGUCUACACUACCGAAAAGGAUCUUUUGGAUCAGGAUUAUGAAGUCAAGGAAUGGGAAAAGAGAUUUAAGGAGCUUGAAUCAGACUGAUGGAAAUACUUGGCUUUCAUGCUAUCCCUUCAUGGUCCUUUGGUCUGCUUGGAUGGUCAUUUUUAUCAGCAUCCAAUUGAUUGGUGGAUAUAUCUGACUAAACCAUUAAAUCAAGUGGCGCAACGUCUAACUGGACUGGAUGGUUCUGACACCCAUUGAUAGGCGCGCACUAUUUCGACCUUGAAAUUUUUGUGUAAACUGUUAGUCAAUUUGCAUUGAUCAAGGUCUGCAGCUGAUGUACAUAUCUGUAACGUUUAGCAGCAUAUUUGUAUAGGUAGUUCAGUGCACAGGAGCAGUGAACCACAAAGUUCAGAAUUCGACAUGGGUACCAGGGACCAUUCUUUAUGGAUGGAGAAGGAUAGCCGGAAAAGUAAAAGAUUAUGCCAUUACUGGGGCAUCAGACUUGGUCAUUCUGGUUUCUGUAUCGCUGAAACUUUACUGGUGAUCAUGCACAAGUCUUAUGCUUUACACAGGCAUGUUAGAACAUUCAGGGGAAAAUCAAUUCCUGAUUGGUGAGAAACAGUAAUUGUGUAUAGGAGCUGUGCAAGAAUAUACGUCCAGAUUCCAGACCUUAGAUGCCAGAAUAGAACAAGAUCAUUUAUAAAUCCCAAAAGAAUGUGAUACGCUUACAACUGAUGAUUUGCUAUGUAUUAUCGACCAAUGACAAUUCUUCUGUAUGACUCUUCCUCUGUAACACUGUAAGACGAAAGGCAGUGCAAGCCUGGUGGGUUAAUACUUUCCAAAUUUCUGUUA